Molecule: messenger RNA, 882 nt
Organism: Necator americanus (New World hookworm)
Lineage: Eukaryota; Metazoa; Nematoda; Chromadorea; Rhabditida; Ancylostomatidae
Exons: 1
Coding region: 1-882 (293 amino acids)
Biological process (GO): chromatin remodeling
Cellular component (GO): nucleus
Molecular function (GO): catalytic activity
Source: RefSeq, a predicted model, not a curated record
AUGGCGACCGGUGAGAGGCGACCAAAUCUCAGGUUGCUCAGGACGUCAUUGAUUCUGGACCAAGGCGACACACGCACGACUCGCCAUGGAGACUGUCUCGGACUGUGUACUUACAACGCGAGAACACUUUCCACAGUUGCUGACCUGCAUGCCCUUCUCGGAGCUGCAGAGCGUAUCAAAUUUCACGUGAUUGCUCUGCAGGAGACCAAGUGCAGAAGGAGCGACGUACGACAGAUGAAUGACGGUACACUCGUCAUUCGUGGAGAGAAGGUUCCGUCGCGAAAUGUAGGCGGUGUUGGUUUUGUUGUGCACCCAUCUGUCGUCCAUCUCGUCGAUUCUCACGAGAUCCUGUCACCUCGUCUGUCAUUUCUUCGCCUCCGCCCUCUGCGCCAAAAAUCCAUCAUUAUCAUCAACUGCUACUCACCAACAUCAGCAGCUGAUGAAUCCGAAUUGGACGCGUUUUACGAGGAACUGGAGGAAGUAGUCCGCAACGAGAAGUCCUUCUACAAAUUCGUUGUCGGAGACUUCAACGCAAAACAAGGAAAGGCCACAGAAGAGGAAUACAGGAUUGGAAGAUUUGGACUAGGGGACCGGAAUGAAAAUGGCAAUCGUCUCGCCGGGCUGUUGUCCGCCGCUCGUCUCUUUCAUGGGAACUCUCUUUUCAUGAAAAAAGAUCAUCGUCGGUGGAAAAGGGAAUCGCCCAAUGGCGCGACUCGUGCCGAGAUCGAUCACAUACUCACCAACCAGAGGUGGUGUCUACUUGACGUCUCAGUAGUACCAUCCUUUUGUAGUGGUUCUGAUCACCGUCUUCUUCGUGCCAAAAUACGACUUAGCCACACGAUGGAAAAGAACAUCUGCUAUCGGCAACGAAGGAGAAAAUAA